Molecule: messenger RNA, 360 nt
Organism: Lichtheimia ornata
Lineage: Eukaryota; Fungi; Mucoromycota; Mucoromycetes; Mucorales; Lichtheimiaceae
Exons: 2
Coding region: 1-360 (119 amino acids)
Source: RefSeq, a predicted model, not a curated record
AUGACCAUCGACUACUUUUGCAAUACACCAUCCGAUCAGUGGGAUUUGAUCCAUACCAUUGUAUCGUACGAUACCCAGGCUACCCAUAGCUCUUUCCGCAGCUUGUGUCAAGCUAUUGAACGUGAUUUGAUCCAGUUCAAAGAAACAACAGAGGAUCAAGAAAAGAAAGUCUUGGUGGACAAGCUCCUUGAGAAUGUCAAGACCUUCCUCAACUUGAAGUGCAUGAGCCAUGAAGAGCAGGCGUCGACUCAACAACAACAAGAACCUACAACAACGGCUGCUGCUGGUUCUGGUACUGCUGCUGACGAUAGUUCCAACGCCGGUACUCAACCACUUACUCAACAAUCCCAAGAUGCUUGA